Selaginella moellendorffii is the source of this 1576-nucleotide messenger RNA. RefSeq names its product differentially expressed in FDCP 6 homolog. The transcript is spliced from 10 exons. The record is from RefSeq and is a predicted model, not a curated record. Gene Ontology annotation, biological process: receptor recycling; retrograde transport, endosome to Golgi; endosome organization. Bases 78 to 1481 code for a protein of 467 amino acids. NCBI's taxonomy places the organism in Eukaryota, Viridiplantae, Streptophyta, Lycopodiopsida, Selaginellales, Selaginellaceae. Gene Ontology annotation, cellular component: recycling endosome; trans-Golgi network; early endosome.
CCAACCUUUCGCCAAUAGUUAGUCGCCACGUCACUCUUUAAUUUCCACGUCAGGUUUUAGGGUUCUUCGAGGGUUGGAUGGAUCUUCUGCCCGAUGUUGCCCUGCGGGAUGCGAGGCUGAUGGAAUCGCUGGGAGGAGACGAUCAGCAGCGGCAGCUAUCGGCUGCCGACUCGAAAUCUAGCUUGGAGAAGAUCAAGAAGCAAUUGAGCGCUGGCUCUGGGAAUUCCGCUCUACAAGGGCCACUUUUCAAGCGCUCCGAGACAUUGCGUAAGUGGAACCAACGAUGGUUCACAUUGGAUCCAGCAACAGGAAAGAUGGAGUACAGGCUGGAUCGAGGAGAUCUGUCGUCACGAGGACAAAUUUACUUCGAUGCUGAUAGUACCAUCACUUUGUCUCCUAUAAAUUUUCACGGUGCGAAGAAGUACGAUGGUUGCUGCUUUUAUAUUGGUACACCAAAUAAGAAGGAAUACUAUCUCUGUGCUGAGAGUCAGGCUGUUGCAAGAGCUUGGGUGGCCACUUUGAGGGCAUCAUCUUUGGUGUUGAAAGCUCACAAAGAGGCUGUCAACUCGCUGAGUGGAAAUGGUGCGGCAAAGCUAGGAACAGUAGCUGCUGUUGUCACAGCAGCAAACACAGUAGCUAAGGAAGCGGCGAAAGACAUUGCCUCGGAAAUGCAAACGUCCAUCAAGGCUACUCUCAGUGGGAAAUCAUCGCAGACCGCCAGUGGUGACGGUGGUAUGGACAAUGUUUCCAUUAUGAAGGAAACUUUGAGAGUCAAGGAUGAAGAGCUCCAUCAGCUAUCCAGAGAGCUGAGAACACGGGAUGUGACGAUCAAGGAGCUCGCGGAUCGUCUGUCCGAAACAGCCGAUGCUGCCGAGGCUGCGGCUCGAGCUGCGCACGCCAUGGACAAAGAAAGAAAAGCCGCGAGAGCAGAAGCAGACCGCGCUCUCAAGGAGCUCGACGAUCGAACAAAAGUUGCACGGCUUCAGCUCAAGGCAGGAGAAGAACGGUACGCCGCUGUGAUGAGAGAGCGAGAUGAGGCUCUUGUGGAGGCGCAGAGAUGGCAGAAAGAGCUUGCAAAGGCGAGGGAGCAAAUGCUGCUUAUGGAGGCGGCCAGAAUCCGCCAAGGAGCCGCCGCGAGUGAUGCGGCCGCCGCUGCCUCCGCCACCGCCGCUGGUGAGCAGAGGGUCAGCAGAGAAAAGAUGAUCAGCGAAGAGUUCUCUCACGCAAGGCCUCAAGAAAAUGGCGAUGCUGGACUAGAGGCUGCUGUUCCAGAAGAAGAGAAUCGUCAUCACGAGGCAAACCCCGGCGAGAGCAGCAGCGAGCGCGCGUCGAAUCCAGACGCCGAGCAGCAGCAGGAAGAGGCUGUGAAAUCCGAAGACGUGCAGUCCAAGCCCACCACCGUGGUCGAGACUGUUCCAAACGAGAGGGAGGUGCUGAUCGACACGUACUCGGCCGACAUUGAUAGAACAACGGAGCCGUGAGAUUUUCUUUGUGAAGUUACAGAGCGUAUGAAGUGUCUCGCCGUACAUGGUACGGGAUGAUUAUUCCGUGAAUAUUCUAGAGUAGUAGCCCUAAA